This is a messenger RNA of Notodromas monacha, 3360 nucleotides long. The record is from the annotation of a GenBank genome assembly. NCBI's taxonomy places the organism in Eukaryota, Metazoa, Arthropoda, Ostracoda, Podocopida, Cyprididae.
AGCGUUCGAGGACGUCGUCAGGCCAAGGAAACUAAGGAAGAAGGAUCAACUGCGACUCCGAAACGAACAGCGGGACGCGGUAAAAUCCUAUCAUCUCAAGAAGUUGUCGAGAACCAAGAAACAGCGCCGGUGGAUGAAAAACCGAAAUCUGUCGCCAAAUCUCGUGGAAAACGCGUUGCUGAAAAAGUGGAAGUGAUAGAAAGUGCUCCUUCACCACCGAAGAAAUCUCGUGGCCGAGGUAAAAAACAAGCACAGAAGCAAGAAGAGCAAGUUGUUGCUGAAACUGAAGUGAUCGUCGAGGUAGAAUCAAAGGCCAACAAAAAAAGUCGCGGGAAAAACGCACCAGCUGCGUCCAACGGAAUUCUUUGGGGACAUGGACGGGGACUCCGUCAGGCAGAAGUUGAGACUAUUUCUCCAAAGGGCAAACGAGGGCGAGGUCGAAAGCGAAAUGCUCCAACUGCAGCCGAAGAACCACAGGUUUCUGAGGAGCCCCCAGCGGUAUCUCCCCCAAAACGCGGACGAGCCAAGGUCAAGAAAGAAGCUGUGCCAUCCACGCCGAAAGAAAUGCCUGUUGCAGAUGAAAAAUCUGCAAAGAGGGAUCACAAUGCUGGGACGAUCGAGGAAAGCGUUGAGCUUCAAGAUACUGAGACACAGCCGCCGUCAAGACGAGGUCGUCGAGGUCCAGCCAAGUCUGAGACCGUAGAAAAUGAGGCUUCGGAAACGCCUGCGAAACGUGGUCGUCGAGGGCGUGCGGCCAAAGCUGCUGUCCCGAAUGACAUGGAUGAGCAAGAGAUUACCCCGCUUCAAAGAAGCGUCUUUAGAGCUUCUCCUCGACGACUCCGUGGGCCCGGAAACGAUUGUAUUGAUGCCGAGCCGCAGCCCGUGAAAGACGCCACUCCCGCGAAACGUGGUAGACCCGGAGCGAAGGCGAAAGCGAACAUUGCAGAUGUUGUCACCGAUGCUACCGUUGAUGGACAAAGCGGGGAAGAAUCUGCCCAAUCGAAGAAAGCUACGCCAGCGAAGCGUGGUAGACCUGCUGGCAAAGCUAAAGCUCUUGCUACUGAUCAUGGUGUUUCGGAGGAAAAUACAGAACAUCCGCUGCAAAUUAAGGAAGCCACGCCGGCAAAGCGUGGGCGAGGUGCUGGUAAAGCGAAAGCUCAGGCAACUGUUCCAGAGGAAUCUGCAGAACCACAGCCCGUUAAAGAAGCAACACCAGCGAAACGUGGGAGACCUGCUGGCAAAGCUAAAGCUCAAUCAACUGAUGUUGGUGUUACGGAGGACGGUGCAGAAAAUCCGCCCAGCGUUAAGAAACCGACCCCGGCGAAACGUGGGAGAGCUGCUGCAAAGACGAAGGGAAUUUCUGUCGAGUCCAUUCCUGUCGAAGAAGCAGUACCUGCAAGUUCUCCAGUAUCCUCUAAAGGAAGGAAGAAGCGCGCUGAACGUGAAGCGUCCAAGAUGGUAGUGCAUGAAGCAGCAGCAGAGCUGUUCUUGACUGAAGCAGGACUUUCAAUGGUCUUGGAUCCAGUAUCAACAGCAGUCAUCACGAGGAAAUCGAGAGUAGAAUGUGCUGCCGUGUGUUUCAUGAGGACCAACUGCUCCGCGUUGAUGUUUGUUGAGAUGAAAUCGGAGUGCAAACUCUACGAGAUGGCGCCACAUGCGGCUUGGGCCAACACAGGAGAUGCUGCAAUGAACAACAAUAACACCUUGGGAAAAAUGACUGAGUUAUGCAAAGCAUUCAGUGUCACGCCUCGAAAAACGUUUACAGACAGAGUCUUGUGCAGGAUCCCAGCUCCUGAAAAUAAUUACUGGGAGCCUCAUCAAGAGACCCAAUUGUAUUUCGAGCCUCCAGCAGUUCCGAACCUACAGGAAGUUCACUUGGCAAAGGAUGGAGAUUUCUACAAAAUUUCACAAGCUCCCCCCGAUUUGCUGACAAUUCCUGCUCAUCUGAAGAAAUGCGAAUUUUUUGGAGGAGCAAUCGCACCCAUGUAUCCCAAGAAACGAAGAACUGCCUUGGAAGAAAUGAUUUUGGAGAAAUACCCCCAGUCCAGCAGUCUGGGCUGGCAAACCGCUGCUGCGGGCAUGGGGACAUCUAAUGGAACACUCUUGAUUCCUGCUAUCGGAAUAAGCAUAAAACCAUCUCUGUCAGACCCUGACCAAGUAUGGUUCAACAAUACCUUACCUACCAUCCAGAACAACGGUUGUUACUCACUUAAAUUCAAUGGCGGAAGUGUUGCAUGGGACAAUGCCAGUCAGUGCAACACGAAUGUCUCUGGAAUUUGCCUUUUGUCGAGAAACCCAUACAAGUUCUGGACCAAUGCUGAGCUGGAAAAUCCGAGCUUGAGUGUUUUGGUGAACACUAAUUCUGAAUGCGCGAGAUUGUGCAAACAGAGAAAAGUUGGCAGAUGCCGCGGAUUCAGCACUGAGCAAAUAUCAAACGGGAGCGUGUUGUGCAAAUUGCCCGCAUUUGGCGAAAUUUACUGGACUGCAAAAUCUUCUGCGAAGCUUCACUUUUUUUCGCCGCCCGCUGAAGCCAUACCAUCUGGUUUCACUCAAGCUGAAGACGGGGGUUAUUACAAAAUAGGAACCUCUGCAUCUGGACUAAGCCAACAAGAUGCCAUUAAUGCUUGUCAGGCAAUGGGUGGAACCACUUUGGCUUUUCCUUAUCCCAGGAAACGGGCAGAAAAGAUCUCCAAGAUGAUGCAAAAUGUCGGAGUCUCACAUUCGGGCCAGUUGAAACUCGUCCCAAACGCAAGUGACCCGCACCAGGUUUGGCCCGACUCAUCAUCGUCGUCUGCAAUGCUGCUGAGUUCUGUCACACCAUCAUUUUGCAUCACUCUCAACACAAACACCUCACCAGCAUCAGCAUCCCCAUUUUGGAAUUUCGUCAACUGCUCAUCGACGAUCAUCACAUCGUAUAUCUGCGAGGCCAGUCCACCUUACUUCCAGAUCCCAUCAACAAAGCGUUGGUUCCGCAUCUCCAGGCAUCCCAAGGUGUAUCACAGUGGCACCAGCAUGUCCGCCGAUUGGUAUUGUCGACGAGAUGGCGGCACUUUGGCACCCACAUUCGGACCGACAGGGUUGCCAACUUUGUCAAAUGCCUUGUCUCUGGUCUUGGGAACGACUUUUGGUGAGGUGUUUGCUUGCGGAGAUGACUUGGAAAGGGAGGGCAUUUGGUCCAUGUGUGGAACAACAAUUGAUCCCAGUCUCAAAGCCACUCAAACGGAUCAGCAAUUCUGGGGACCCAACAAUCCAGGUGGGGGGAUCGUGGAAAACUUCUUGUCCCUGACUUAUUCAGCGCCCAGAUCCACGUACGUGUGGAACGAUCUUUACGCAUCUCAACGUCCAUACAUGUGUGAACUU